UGCUGUAUAUUAUAUAACUGCACAGGUUUAUCUGGAGUCUGGUCCUAGCGUCGUCACUACCUCGCCGGGGUUAGACCAGGCGCUUACCAACACAUGAUGUCGGUUGUGCUGUUACUACACUCUGCACUCUGUGCAGAUACCGGAGUAGCCUUUGGUCAGCAGCAGUAGCUCGGGAGCCAGCCUUCAGUCCACCGAGACACCGAGCUUCAUGCGGAAACUGGGAAAGGUCAGUUUGAAAUCGUCCUGGGAUAUGCGGAGGCUGGUACAGCAAUUGCUAGCUUAAUUUAUGCACGUGAAGUCAUCAGAUCAGUUGCAAGGCAACACGGGCUGCUGGCAACUUUUGUUCCAAAGUAGGUAGCAGAAUUGCCAACAACACUUUUAGGUUUGCAGAAGAUGAAGAUGGCUCUGGAUCACAUGUUCAUAUCAGUUUGUCUAGAAACGGAGACAAUGUUUUUAUUGCAUCUGGUGAAUCAAAAUAUGGGAUGUCCAAGAUUGGGGAAGCGUUCAUGGCUGGGGUGUUAAAUCAUCUUCCUGCCAGCUUUUACUGCAACACAUCCUCUUAGAUAUGUUUGAAGUUAUGGUAUCAAUAAUUAAAUGUUACAUGAUGAAGGCUUAUAGGUUCUUGAAGACUUAAAACAUGAUAGAUUAUGAGCGAAUGCUACCUAAGACGCGAAAUGCAGCUUACCUCUGCUGGGGGAAAGAAAAUACAGAGGCACCAUUGAGAUCUGCUAGCUCUCCUGGAAUUGCAGAUGAUCUUGUAAGCCAUUUUGAAAUUAAAGCAUUUGAUGCAUGUGCAAACCCAUACCUGGGUCUUGCUUCUAUAACUAUGGCUGGGAUUGACGGCUUGCGAAAAGAUUUAAGUCUUCCGGAACCUAUAGAAGGGGAUUCUGAUGUCUCUGGUGAGAAGCUUCGAAGUGUACCAGAUUCUAUUUCUGAAUCUUUAAUUGCUCUAGCGGAAGAUACAUUGUUUACAGAAGUGAUGAGUGAAAAUCUUUUGACCGCCAUAAAAGCGAUUCGAAAGAUGGAGGUCAAGAACUAUUGUGAGCCUGAGAGGGACUACAGUCAGCCUGAGAUGGAUGUCUAUAAAGACCCACUCCAGGACAUUAUCUUCAAAUUUUAGGUUGAUCAUAUCCCGACCAAUCUAGAAUUUAUAGUCAGUGGGUUCAAAGCGAGACCAGUACACGUACUCACACUUGUUUUGCCCUAUCUUAUUUAUUUUGCUUCAUGUUAUGCACAUAUAUAAUACCAACAUGUUAGUAAUUUUAUUUGGACUGUCGUCGCUGUAUAAUUUUGUACCAUGCUUCAUUUCUUCUCGUCAGGAUAUGUUCAUAAGAGACUAAUCUCUUUCUGCGUGUGUUUUUACAUCUUAUAUGCAAACUGUUAUGUUCCUCGUUA
Messenger RNA from Nicotiana tabacum (common tobacco), 1395 nucleotides. NCBI's taxonomy places the organism in Eukaryota, Viridiplantae, Streptophyta, Magnoliopsida, Solanales, Solanaceae. The record is from RefSeq and is a predicted model, not a curated record.